UUUGGUAUUCCCAGAACGGUCUUUUUAGUUCCAACACGUGCUGAUAGUUUUAGUUAAAAUUAUUAACUAAAAACACCGGAAAAUGGCAACCUCGAAGCGCCAGCAGCCGCUGCUGUACAUGGAGGAGUACCGGGUCAAACAGGAUCCACAGGACUACGGACUGGCGGACGAUGUGUUUUCCAUUGAUUCGUUCAAGGAGAAUCUGCAAAUAAGCAUCGUAAAGAACGAUGAGGAGGGCCUGGAGUUCGAUCUGAUUGGUGUUUAUCCGGCCAUUGCCAAUGCCUUCCGCCGACUGAUGCUCAGCGAUGUGCCCAGCAUGGCCAUCGAAAAGGUGUACAUAUACAACAACACUUCUAUCAUUCAGGACGAGGUGCUGGCCCAUCGGAUGGGCCUGCUGCCGCUGCGAGCUGAUCCCCGGCUUUUUGCCUAUCGCACGGAGGAGAGCACCGAGGCUGGCACCGAGCAGGAUACCCUGGAAUACGAGCUGAAGGUGAAGUGCACGCGGCGUCGCGAUGCUGGCAAGGAUCAGUCGAACUUCGAUGACAUCUACAAGAACCACAAGGUCUACUCGGGUCAUCUGAAGUGGCUGCCGAAGGGAAAGCAGGCGCAGAUCUACAGCGAGAGCGCGGUGAACUGCAUCCACGACGACAUACUGAUUGCCCAACUCCGGCCGGGUCACGAGCUGGAUCUGCGCCUCGUGGCGGUCAAGGGUCUCGGCCGGGAUCACGCCAAGUUCUCGCCUGUGGCCACGGCAACUUAUCGACUGCUGCCGCAAAUCACGCUGAAUCGCGAGGUUACCGGCAAGGAUGCGUACCUCCUGCAGAGCUGCUUCUCGCCGGGAGUCAUUGGCAUCGAUGAGAACGAGACCGCCUAUGUGAAGGAUGCUCGCUACGACACCUGCAGCCGGAACGUCUAUCGCUAUCCCCAGCUGAACGGUGCGGUGACCUUGGCCCGCGUCCGAGAUCACUACAUCUUCUCGAUCGAGUCGGUGGGGGCACUGAAGCCCGAUGUCAUCUUCCUGGAGGCUGUCAAGGUGCUGAAGAAGAAGUGCCGGGCGCUUAUAGACGAAAUAGAGUCGGAAUAGUAAUUUAUUUAGUUGUUAAAAAGAUUAUUCUAUGUACAUAAGACAACGUAAAUUGAUAUAAAAUCUAAGCCUAA
This is a messenger RNA of Drosophila biarmipes, 1158 nucleotides long. It is a transcript of the gene Polr1C, whose product is annotated as DNA-directed RNA polymerases I and III subunit RPAC1. The record is from RefSeq and is a predicted model, not a curated record. The transcript has 2 exons. Gene Ontology annotation, molecular function: protein dimerization activity. Bases 83 to 1084 code for a protein of 333 amino acids. Gene Ontology annotation, cellular component: RNA polymerase I complex; RNA polymerase III complex. NCBI's taxonomy places the organism in Eukaryota, Metazoa, Arthropoda, Insecta, Diptera, Drosophilidae. Gene Ontology annotation, biological process: DNA-templated transcription.